Molecule: messenger RNA, 2116 nt
Organism: Sitophilus oryzae (rice weevil)
Lineage: Eukaryota; Metazoa; Arthropoda; Insecta; Coleoptera; Curculionidae
Gene: Slh
Product: protein sly1 homolog
Exons: 11
Coding region: 115-1998 (627 amino acids)
Biological process (GO): endoplasmic reticulum to Golgi vesicle-mediated transport; intracellular protein transport
Cellular component (GO): Golgi membrane; cytosol
Molecular function (GO): syntaxin binding
Source: RefSeq, a predicted model, not a curated record
UAUGGUACAGUUGUCAGUUGUUUAUUUUGUUUUGUCAGCGGUUGUCACGUCAUUAAAUUUUAGCAUAGAAUUUUAAAAGACCAAUUCUCAAGAUUUGUUAAAAGACCUGUUAAAAUGACUUCGUUGCGACAAAGGCAUAAAGAUGCUAUACGACAAAUGUUGAAUUUAAACCAACCCUUGCCGAAAUCUGGAUCUGCAGAACCUUCUUGGAAAGUAUUGGUAUAUGAUAGAAUUGGACAAGACAUUAUUUCUCCCCUUAUUUCGGUAAAGGAAUUACGUGAGCAAGGCGUAACGUUAUUUGUGCAAUUGCACUCUGAUCGGGAUGCUAUACCCGACGUACCGGUAGUAUACUUUUGUACCCCAACAGAAGAAAAUUUGGGUAGAAUUAAACAGGAUUUCCAAAAACAUAUCUAUGAUAUUUAUCAUCUAAAUUUUAUUUCACCUAUUUCAAGAGCCAAACUAGAAGAUCUAGCUUCUGCAGCUAUAGAAACUAAUUGUGUGGCAAAUAUUCACAAGAUAUAUGAUCAAUAUGUUAAUUUUAUAUCACUUGAAGAUGAUAUGUUUAUGCUUAGACACCAGAAUAGUGACACUCUCUCAUAUUAUGCAAUAAACAAAGGUGACGUUGGAGAUAAUGAGAUGGAAAGUAUUAUGAAUACAAUUGUUGAAUGUUUAUUUUCAGUUUUUGUAACAGCAGGCACUGUUCCAAUAAUAAGAAGUCCUAAAGGAAAUGCAGCAGAGAUGGUUGCAAAAAAAUUGGAUAAAAAGUUAAAAGAUAAUUUAUUUGAUGCAAGAAAUAAUCUGUUCUCUGUUGAUACACAGGCAGGAAAUUUUAAUUUCCAUAGACCGCUACUUAUCAUAUUAGAUAGAAAUGUGGAUAUGGCCACUCCAUUACAUCACACAUGGACGUAUCAGGCGUUAGCACACGAUCUCCUGGAUUUGGCAUUGAACCGAUUAGUUGUGGAAGAGUCCAUACCAAAAGGAGGAGUAAGACCGAAACACAAAUCCUACGAACUCGACUCGAAAGACAAAUUUUGGGGCAAUCACAAAGACUCGCCAUUUCCGAACGUGGCCGAAGCCAUUCAGGAGGAGUUGGAGCACUACCGCUCCUCGGAGGAAGAAGUCAAGAAACUAAAGUCAUCAAUGGGAAUAGACAACGAGAACGAGAUGGCAGUAUCAAUGGUUUCAGACAACACUGCUAAAAUUACAUCAGCAGUACAAUCUUUGCCACAACUGCUGGAGAAGAAAAGAUUGAUUGAUAUGCACACCUCGAUUGCUACAGCAAUAUUAAAUAUAAUCAAGUUGAGAAAAUUGGAUACGUUUUUCGAGUUGGAAGAAAAAAUAAUGAGCAAGACACAACAACUGGAAAAAUCGAUAUUGGACAUUAUCUCCGAUGCCGAAAUAGGAAGUCCCGAUGAUAAAAUGAGACUAUUUAUAAUUUAUUAUAUUUGUACCGCUCACUUGUCUGAAUUGGAUCUAAAAAAAUUUGAAAAUGCCUUGGUCGGCGCGGGGUGCGAUUUAAGUCCUUUGGCAUAUAUCAAAAGAUGGAAGAGUUUUACAAAAAUGGUUAGCGGAAGUAUUAAUCAGUAUGAAGGUGCCGGUACCAAGACAGUCAGUAUGUUUUCCAAGUUGGUUUCGCAAGGUUCAAAUUUCGUAAUGGAGGGCGUAAAAAAUUUGGUAGUAAAGCGACAUAAUUUGCCCGUGACGAAAAUUGUCGACCAUUUGAUGGACUUUAAAAAUAGCCACGAAACGGAGGACUACCAUUACUUCGAUCCCAAACAAUUGAAAUUGACGGAAGUGCCUAAGAACAGGUCGCCAUUUCAAGAGGCUAUCGUUUUCAUAGUAGGCGGCGGAAAUUACAUUGAGUACCAAAAUUUGGUAGAGUAUGCUAAGGCAAAAACAGCAGCUGGGAAUAUUAAAAGGAUAACAUAUGGCGCAUCUACACUGAAUAAUGCUAAUCAAUUUUUAAAGCAACUUUCGUUAUUGGGCCAAGAAUUGUAGUUUAUAAGUUUUAUAAAUUUCUAUAAUGUAUAUAGUUAAAUUUUAAUGUAAUGUUAUGGGUAAAACAACCAAUUUUGAAAUAAAUAUACAUCAGUGAGGUUUUAUAUUUAAAGUGUUA